AUGCAACCACCAGCAGGGAUAAGGGAGCUGAACGCAGGCUCCACGGGCAACCUCUACGUCGUACGCAUGGCUCCGUAUCUGGCGGUGAUGCCCUUUGCCCUCAAUUAUUGGAUGGUAAUAUUGCCGUUCAUGCUCGUCUUCUUUAUUGCUUCCUUUUUCGUCUGCACUUCACCGACGCCUUGCUCCGUCCUCGUGAUGGGAAACAGGAGAGGAAUCGAAAAGUACAUGACCGGUCGCCAUGGCUUUAACACCCCUCCCCUUGCUCUCCGUAACACUAAGCACAGUCAACAACACACAUACACACACCCCUCAAACUCUGUCGUUCACACCAAGCAGCUGGUCAUGAUGCCCACUAGCUCCACACAAAACAGCACGACUACUGUCCUAGGGCAGGUCCAUCAGCUGGCCCAUCCAUCCAUCGGCCAAGUGCAGUAG
Grosmannia clavigera kw1407 is the source of this 435-nucleotide messenger RNA. RefSeq lists its product as uncharacterized. The coding region runs from base 1 to 435 and encodes 144 amino acids. The transcript has a single exon. NCBI's taxonomy places the organism in Eukaryota, Fungi, Ascomycota, Sordariomycetes, Ophiostomatales, Ophiostomataceae. The record is from RefSeq and is a predicted model, not a curated record.